This is a messenger RNA of Dictyostelium discoideum AX4, 462 nucleotides long. RefSeq lists its product as hypothetical. Lineage: Eukaryota; Evosea; Eumycetozoa; Dictyosteliales; Dictyosteliaceae. Bases 1 to 462 code for a protein of 153 amino acids. The transcript has 4 exons. The record is from RefSeq and is a predicted model, not a curated record. Gene Ontology annotation, cellular component: endomembrane system; cytoplasm; Golgi membrane.
AUGAAAAGAGAUAAUAAAAUGGAUAGAAAUGUAAAGAAUAGAAAUAUAUUAGGUUUUGAAGAAGAAGAAAACUUUAAAAAUAGUUUAAAUAAUUAUGACAGAGGUGGUAAUGACCAAAAAAUAAACUCAGAACAAUUAUUUUUACAACAAAAUGAUCAAACCAUUGAAGCAAUGAAUCAAAAAGCAAAUAUUUUAAAAAGAGUAGUUUUAGAUAUUGAAUCACAAGUUCAAGAAAGUAAUUCACUUUUAGAUAAUUUAAACGCAGAUAUGUCAGGUGCACAAGCAUUACUUUCAGGUACAAUGAAAAAAUUAACAGAUUUAUCAAAAACAGCAACAAGUAGUCAUAUGAUGUAUUUAAUUUUCUUUUUCCAAGUAAAUAAAUUGGCUUAUAUAAAAGAAAAAAAAAAAACAGAAUUAAAAAAUAGAAUUAAAGAAUUAAAAAAAGAAAAUAUAUGUACUUAA